Molecule: messenger RNA, 1708 nt
Organism: Camellia sinensis
Lineage: Eukaryota; Viridiplantae; Streptophyta; Magnoliopsida; Ericales; Theaceae
Source: RefSeq, a predicted model, not a curated record
UUCAAAAUGGUAUUCACACCAAAACUAACAUGUCCUUUCUAUCUUGAUCUUGAUAGCCAAAAAACAAAAAAAAAGGUGAAAAUCUGCUGCAUUGGAGCUGGUUAUGUUGGAGGACCAACCAUGGCAGUUAUUGCCCUAAAGUGCCCUUCAAUUGAAGUAGUUGUCGUGGACAUCUCGGUUGCUCAGAUCAAUGCCUGGAACAGUGAUCAACUACCCAUCUACGAACCUAAUCUCGAUAACGCGGUGAAGCAAUGUAGGGGAAAAAAUCUCUUCUUCAGCACGGAUGUCGAAAAACACGUGUCAGAGGCCGACAUAAUAUUUGUCUUCGUCAAUACUCCGACUAAAACCCAUGGCCUCCGGGCCGGUAAGGCGGCAGACCUAACAUAUUGGGAAAGUGCGGCUAAGAUGAUUGCUGACGUGUCAAAAUCUAAUAAGAUUGUUGUUGAGAAAUCGACAGUCCCUGUGAAAACAGCAGAGGCAAUUGAGAGAAUCUUGACUCAUAAUAGUAAGGGCAUUAAUUAUCAGAUUCUCUCAAAUCCGGAAUUUCUUGCAGAGGGGACUGCAAUCUGGGAUCUCCUUUGCCCUGACAGGGUUCUCAUUGGGGGGAGAGAGAACCCUAAUGGGCAGAAGGCGAUCCAGACAUUGAAAAAUGUGUAUACCCAUUGGGUUCUCGAGGAGAGGAUAAUAUGUACCAAUCUUUGGUCAGCUGAGCUGUCGAAGCUAGCCGCCAAUGCCUUUCUAGCUCAACGAAUAUCUUCUGUCAAUGCCAUGUCAGCGCUUUGUGAGGCAACUGGCGCUGAUGUUGCCCAGGUUUCCCAUGCUAUUGGUAUGGAUACUAGAAUUGGACCCAAAUUUCUAAAUUCAAGUGUUGGUUUUGGUGGAUCAUGUUUUCAAAAGGACAUUCUCAACUUGGCUUACAUUUGCGAGUGCUAUGGUCUCUCUGAAGUCGCAAAUUAUUGGAAACAAGUCAUUAAGGUGAACGAUUACCAAAAGAGCAGGUUUCUGAACCGGGUUGUUUCAUCCAUGUUCAACACAAUAUCGGGUAAGAAAAUCGCUAUACUAGGGUUUGCCUUUAAGAAAGACACCGGUGACAUGAGAGAAACCCCUGCAAUCGAUGUGUGCAAGGGAUUGUUGAGUGAUAAGGCCCGGUUGAGCAUAUACGACCCUCAAGUCACUGAAGAUCAAAUGCAUAAGGACUUGUCAAUGAAUAAAUUCGAUUGGGACCAUUUGGUUCAUAUGCAACCAAUGAGCCCUACCUCGGUAAAGGAAGUGAGUGUAACAUGGGACGCUUACGAAGCAACAAAAGAUGCUCACGAGCUAUGCAUUCUAACUGAAUGGGACGAAUUCAAAACGCUCGAUUUCAAGAAGAUUUUUGAUAAUAUGCAAAAGCCUGCAUUCGUGUUUGAUGGCCGGAACGUUGUGGAUGUUGCGAAGUUGAGGGAGAUCGGAUUUAUUGUGCACUCGAUGUGGAAGCCGUUGGAUCCAUGGCUCAAGGACAUGCCUGCCAUGGCAUAGAGGCCUAAACAAUGUUAAGAGGAAGUGUUUGAUUCUUUGAAAAUUUUCUUUUCUUGAUGUUGGUUGUCUUUGUUUGUUAUUAAGCUUUUCUUUGGUAUAAUAUACUUGUGUUUGUUUACUCAUCUAUCAGUGGAAACCAAAAGAUGCGAAAUUUAACAGUGUAAACAUGCAUUGGUAUAGUGAUAAGAAUAGU